AUGCCUUACAACAUUGCUAUGGUCUGUGACUUCUUUUUCCCUCAGCCAGGUGGAAUUGAAAGUCACAUUUACCAGUUGUCAACCAAACUUAUAGACCGCGGCCAUAAAGUCAUCAUUAUCACCCAUGCGUACAAAGGCCGUACCGGUGUGCGAUAUCUCACAAAUGGGCUCAAGGUUUACCAUGUGCCCUUCUUCGUUAUAUUUCGCGAGGCGACUAUGCCCACCGUGUUUUCCUUCUUCCCGAUUUUCCGCAACAUCGUGAUUCGCGAGCAGAUCCAGAUAGUUCACGGGCAUGCUAGUCUGAGCAGUUUCUGUAACGAAGGUAUCCUUCAUGCCCGGACAAUGGGUUUACGUACAGUCUUCACCGAUCACUCGCUUUUCGGAUUCGCCGAUGCCGGGUCAAUUCUCACUAAUAAACUACUCAAGUUUAUUCUAAGUGACGUUGACCAUGUAAUUUGCGUGAGCCAUACAUGCAAGGAGAACACAGUACUCCGAGCAUCAUUAGAUCCUCUUAUGGUAUCGGUGAUUCCCAAUGCAGUCGUUGCAGAGAACUUUCGUCCAUUGGCAAAAGAUCGUCUACCGGGAGCGCCAGAUCCGCCGCUGGCCCCAACAAUCAUGGGACCUGAUGAUAUAAUCACGAUAGUUGUUAUUUCGCGCCUCUUUUACAACAAGGGCACAGACCUCCUCAUUGCCGCUAUCCCCAGAAUCCUUGCAUCCCACCCUAAUGUAAGAUUCAUUAUUGCUGGUUCAGGGCCCAAAGCCAUCGACUUGGAACAGAUGCUGGAAAGGAAUGUGCUUCAAGAUAAGGUAGAAAUGCUUGGUCCUGUUCGACAUGAAGAAGUUCGCGAUGUUAUGGUCCGAGGUCAUAUUUAUUUGCAUCCCAGCUUGACAGAAGCAUUUGGGACUGUGAUUGUCGAAGCUGCCAGUUGUGGCUUGUACGUGGUCUGUACUCGUGUGGGUGGCAUUCCGGAAGUGCUUCCUCAACACAUGACGACAUUCGCAAAGCCAGAAGAAGACGAUUUGGUCAUGGCUACAGGCAAAGCGAUAGCUUCAUUGCGCUCGAACAAAGUGCGAACUGAUAGAUUCCAUGAUCAGGUGAAGAUGAUGUACUCAUGGACUGAUGUCGCUCAACGGACGGAACGCGUAUAUCAGGGGAUUUCCGGCGAUAUCAGCCCAGAAGAAUUUUAUGGUUAUUACCCCGGCGAAGGGUGGGAAGCCAGCGGCGAUCGAGUACGAAGUUUCGCCCUCAUCGACAGACUUAAACGCCACUAUGGCUGCGGCGUGUGGGCUGGGAAAUUAUUCUGCUUGUGUGUCGUGAUUGACUUCCUACUAUAUGUGUUCUUGGAGAUGUGGUUCCCUCGAGCAAACAUCGACAUUGCACGCAGUUGGCCCAAGAAAUUAAUCGGGCGGAAUGAAAAGAAUCGACUUGGGAAUGCGACUAGACGAGCUGCUUCAUAA
Molecule: messenger RNA, 1458 nt
Organism: Aspergillus wentii DTO 134E9
Lineage: Eukaryota; Fungi; Ascomycota; Eurotiomycetes; Eurotiales; Aspergillaceae
Product: phosphatidylinositol N-acetylglucosaminyltransferase subunit A/GPI3
Exons: 5
Coding region: 1-1458 (485 amino acids)
Biological process (GO): GPI anchor biosynthetic process
Cellular component (GO): glycosylphosphatidylinositol-N-acetylglucosaminyltransferase (GPI-GnT) complex
Molecular function (GO): phosphatidylinositol N-acetylglucosaminyltransferase activity
Source: RefSeq, a predicted model, not a curated record